Messenger RNA from Stomoxys calcitrans (stable fly), 7097 nucleotides. RefSeq lists its product as uncharacterized. The transcript has 12 exons. NCBI's taxonomy places the organism in Eukaryota, Metazoa, Arthropoda, Insecta, Diptera, Muscidae. The record is from RefSeq and is a predicted model, not a curated record. Gene Ontology annotation, molecular function: protein binding. Gene Ontology annotation, cellular component: spindle. Bases 1377 to 6368 code for a protein of 1663 amino acids. Gene Ontology annotation, biological process: signal transduction; establishment of mitotic spindle orientation; regulation of establishment of bipolar cell polarity.
UUUCGUAGUUUUCUUCCUCUUCUUCUUGGUUAUAGUUUUGAAGUUUGUUGUUGUGAUGGCGAUCUUGUUUUUGUGUAUGAAAAUGCUACGGCUGCCUGUCUGUCUGUCCGAUUGGUAGUGGCUACCUGUUUGAAUUUAACUGCCAAUGUAGAAGUGUGGUUUUACCUGUUCGCGCACUGGCUUUGUGUGAGACUGUGUUUGUGAGCGAGUAUUUUUGAGUGCCAAUGUGAAUAUUUGUAAGAUACAAAACAAAAAAAAGUGAAACGAAGUGGCAAGCCAAACAACAAAAGCCAAAAUAGAAAAACAUAACAAUAGCCAAUUGGAGAGAGUAACUCAACUUGUAUAUGUGUGUGAAAACAGAGUGCAAGAGAGAGAGAGAGAGUGUCAAAGAGCGGAGAGUAUCAAUUAAUUCAAUUAACAAAAACACCAAAUAAAUUCAAUUAAAUAUGAGUGUAUGCUGAAGAGAGAGGCUUCUCUCCCUCCAUAGCAGCAGAAGAGAUCCUCGCAAAUUACGAUGAAGAGAGAGUGCCCUUUUGGAAAGAAAAAUAAAUAAACGAUUUGAAAACUUGGUUUGUGACAAAAGAAGGCAGCAGCAUUUUAAGGCAACAAGUACAGGCAGUCUGUUGCUUAAGGUUUGGAAAUAGCGAUUUCUUUAGUACCCUUUAUAACGCAGAUGCAGUGAAAUGUCAACAUAACUUUUGUGUGUUACAUACACAGAGCUUAAAUGAAGAUGUAUAUAAAGUGUAAGAAAAAAUAAAAGUUGUUUUCCAAAGACCAACAGCAAAAAAAAAAAAAUUCCUCUGUACCGUGUGAUGCGCGCUGAUUAUGUAGUGGCAUGGGGUUUAUUAAGCAAAUGCCAACACAAAGUAAUUAACUUGGCUAAAAAACCGCCCGAAGCUGUACCACAAAAAAGUAACAACAACAACAACGAGCAUAUACAAAUUGCUAAACAACAGAAAAAAAAAGAAGAUAGCUACAACAAAACAUGCUACAAAAAACAAAUGGAAAAACUAAUUGUUCCAUUGCACUUUCUUCAUGAGCUGCGUUUGUAUGGGAGUGUGGUAUAAUUUCCACCUUAAAACGACUGUUGCAAUAUAUUGCAACUUGGUUUUUCUUUGUCCAUCGAAAAACCGCAAAUUAAUAGGAAACCUCUCAUCCUCUCCGCACCCACUGUCCGCUUUGAGUUGCGUUAGGGAUCUCCAGAGUCCAUUACGUUCAGCUGUAACCAAGUAACUGCAAGUUUUUUUUUUUAUUGGGAGAUACUUUCAACCAGCAAUCAGCCAAACAACCAAGCGACCAUCCAUCGUUUAAUUCACGGGACUUGGGCCCCCUUGCUGUUAUUCAUCCAUUCCAUUACGUUUGACCAAGCGAGCAACAUGAACAGGUGCUAUGGCAAUAAUGACCCGAAAACACCUACCAAAAAUUUGUUGCCUCUUGGCAGCUGUUUACGAUCUCCGGGUGCAUUAAUAAGGCAAAAAUCGUUUCAUACCCUAAAUGAGUUGACCAAAUUUUGCCAAUUUAGAAAUACCCAACAUACACAACAACAAAGACGUCAUGCCACUGCAGUUGAUGAUAAUAUACUACCCUGUAGUUUAAGUCCUACUAAAAGUGCAACAUUGCGAUCAGAUCGCUCAUCAUCUAGUAACAAUUCCCAUAAAUAUAAUAUACACAAAAAUCAGAGCAAUAUUAGUCCCAGCACCGAUGAUGACGAACAUUUAGUGAUAUUACGCAGACGGCCGCCAUCAUCAUCAUCGUCAUCAGCAACAACAACGGUCUCUACAUCGACUACAAUAUCCACAACAACCAUUGACCACCACCACCAGCAUUUAUCGAAUGCUACAAAAAAUUUUCAUAAUUUAAAUACACACGAUUACAAUAAUGAUUAUGAAGAGCUGCUUUUAAAUGAGCCCACUCCAUUUACCACAUACGGUGGUCAACAGCAACAACAUCGACCAGACAGUGGAGAUUCUCAAGAAACGGCACGCACAUACUUUGAGCACCCGCAUCAUCAUUUGUCUUUACAGCACCACCCACCCACAUUAGAGGGCCGUGAGAAUUCUGGCUCACCAUUUCGCUGGUCCGAGCAAUUGACCCAAAACGUGGUGUCUGUAGCCAAAAUUCGUUCGGCCAUCUCUUGUACGUCACAGGAUCUCAAAGAAAUGGAAUAUUUAUUGCCUCAAUCACAGCAGCAGCAUUUAAAGUUGCCUUCAUCCUCGUCCCUGUCAAUUUCAUCGACAUCCUCACUAUCCUCGACGAAUAGUGGGAAAAUGUUGGCUGAAUUAUCGGCCUCAACCUCAUCAUCGUCCUUGGCUAAUGGUGGGAACGCAUCGAUGGUCAAUAACAAUAGCCUAAGCAUUUCACGUCACUCACAAAAUGGUCACAAUAACAAAAAUUUUAAAUUACUGCAGCAGCAACAACAACAACAACAUACAUCAUCCCAUCACAACCACUUGAAUCAUCAUCAUUAUCCUGCACAACAGCAGCAGCAGCAACAACAUCAACAUACUCAUAAUCUCCACCUACACAACAAUAAAUCGUCAACACACCAUCAUCAACAGCAGCAGCAAGCCAAGAAAGUCAAUGUGGGAGCUAUUUCCAACACCUUUGUUGAUGAGAAUAAUGCCGGUAAUCAUCAGAAUUUGGCAGUUUAUCGACAACCUGCCACCACCCGUACGCACAGCACCCACACCACUAACAACAACAAGGGUGGCAAUACCCCCCAUCGUUCGAAAAUGUCCAAAAAACAAUUGAAAUUGGCCCAGGCUCAGUUGGAUAAAUUGACACAAUGCAACCUACAUCUACAUGCUUUAUUUUCGGCAGUCGAACAUGGCCAUUUGGAUAAGGCUCGUACCAUACUGGAAUCGACAGAUGUUGAUGUCAACAGCAUUAACACCGAUGGUCUAUCACCUUUGGAUGUGGCGGUAUUGAGCAAUAAUCGUUCGAUGACUAAAAUGUUACUACAACAUGGAGCUUUGGAGGGAUCGCAAUUCUCCGUGGAUAGCAUUGGUACAAAACUGAAUGGUCUACUGAAAGAUGCUGAAAUUCGUAUUCAUGAUUUAAGUGGUCUAGAUGGAACAUGCCAGCCCUCAUUUUCAUCACGUCCUUCAAUUUCGAGUAUUAUUAUAGGCAACACUGGUUCCUCGGUUACAGGAUGUACCGGCAAUGAGGUCGAUAAGCAAAUUGGCAUUUGGGAGAGACGUGUCAAGGGUUUACGUCGUUUGUUGCUUGGUUGGGAUCAGGCACGGCCACCAGAUGCCCCAGCAUCGGUUACAGUUGAUGUUACGGGUGAUAAUUCGAUACAAGUGCAAAUACUUGAGCCAUUCGAAGGAGCAAUCGGUACUAAAUUCAAAGUGCAAUGGUCAACGCGUGCAGAUUUCAGCAAUGUGGUGGGUGAACGUGAAUUAAUGGAUUGGCGUAGCUUUCACGGUACCAUGGGUACUCAGUGUCACAUUACGGGUCUGACACAGGGUCGACGUUAUUUUCUAAGGGCCGCCAGUGGCAAUGUCAAAGGCUGGGGUCCCUACAAGUGUUCGGUGCCGGCCAGUGUUAUACCAUCAAGCUGGCGUGAUUUAAAUAGCCGUGAAGAUCGUUACAUAGGCCGACAACGAAUGUUGGACAAUUUAUUUACCGCUGUUCGUUUGGCCCGACCAGCCGAUGUCUCCGAAUUGACUUUGGAUACCAAUAGCCAACAACGAAGAAAUCCAAAAAAGAAGACUACAAUUAAACAAUUAUUUUCGGUGGCUUCCAAAUUCCAAAAGCAUUUGAGAAGGGGCAUUUAUUUGGCCAGCAUUGUUUAUUGUGAGGAUAAAAUAUUGGUGACUAGCGAGGAUUUUCUACCGGUCAUUGAAAUCGAUGAAUCAUUUCCAAGUACUUUGAAUAGCGACUAUCACUGGUUGAUGAAGGUCGCCUGUACAUGGGAUGAUGUGAAAUCGUUACGCACCGAUAUGGAACGCAAUCUUACCUCCGCCAAUCAUUUUCGCACCAAAUUACUCUCGGCCGUAUGUCAAAUGCAAUCGGCACUGGGUUUCAAUGAUCUCGGUCAAUUGUAUUACAAACCACUCAAGGAUAACCAUGGUACGGUGGUGCUAACCUGCAUACAAGCGGUUAAAAGUCAAAAGCAAGUCUCCAUACUCAAUUCCCGCUGGUUGCCUGUGAAUAAGCUACAAAAGAAGAUAGGAGCAUUACACGAAGAGUACAAUAUCAAUGAAAUUUUAAUAUCAUCACUAACGGAUCAAUUGCAAUACCAUCAAAUGGCCCAUCAUCGUUUGAGUCCUGGCCUAUAUUUGGGCUAUUUAAAGAUGCAAUGCUCAAUGGAUCAGAUUCAGGUGGUUGUACCCGCGAAAACGCCCAAUGUAUUGCCGCAUUGUAAGGUACGCGAUAACAGUCACAUAUCUGCCGAAGAAUGGCAGGUGCUGAAGAAGGGCGGCAAUUCUGCCGAUGGUAAAGGAGAAGAUGUUCCACGCAGCUCCAGUCCCUUGAGGUUGGGCCUAGAUUUCAAUACCAAUACUGAGGCUACCACAGAAGUGCAGAGACUGUUUCUCUAUGACCUGACCACGGCCACCAAUAAACUCUUUGCCUAUAUGAACAUCAAGCCUCAGGAUGCUUUCACCCACCGCCUCUUUGAUGUUGAGGUCAUAGAGCAUAGCAAGGAUAUAAGUUUUCUGAUAAUAUGCCCCUCGGUGGAACUGAGUUGUGCGGUGCCGGGACAAUCGGAAUUGCUGCUACAGCGUGAGGACUUGGCCAGUCUGAGUAUACAGGCCUUCGAAAUGAUACACCUGUCCACCUAUCAACCGGGUAUAAUACAAAAAUAUGCCCGUCUUUCGUGUAUCCUGGAGCUGGACACCACCUUGGCCAAUCAUUCGCAGAGGGAGGCCUUCUCCACCAGCGAACUGCAGACCGCAAAAGAGCGACUGGCCAAACUGCAGGAAUUGACGGCCAGCCUGAAUGCUGUAUGGAAGUCAGUGCGUUGGCUAAUGGAUGUGGUAGCCUUUGCUCGCGAUAAAAAUGCCCCUCCCUCGGCCGCAAUGAAGGAUAUAUUGGAAUUUGCUCAAAGCUCAGAGCAGGGCUCUGGGGUAAAUCCACAGCUGCUACAACCGCCUGGACGAGGGGACAUGAAGUUCAGCAAAACCGGAUCGGGUAGAGGUAGCUGGCCGGGACCAGGCUCUAGCCAUACCAGCCCCAAUCUGGGACCAGAACAUUCUAAGUCAGAGCAAAAUUUAGGUUUAUCAGCAGCUACAACACCGACCGCUUCCUCCGCUCCAACCACAUCAUCCGCCUCAUCGAUGACUUAUCAAAAGCAAACGCAGAGUCAACCUUUAACCGUAACGACUUCCACCUUGGCCACGCCCUCGACAGCCAAUCUACUGCAGGUACAAGGUGAUUUUAUGACUUCGGAUAUAUCGUCGUUAAGAAAGAACUCCGGUGACUCGGUGACAUCCCAUUGCACAACGCACAGCUUUUAUUCGGCCAAUGAUUCGGUGCUUACCAGCACCAGUGAUUUUGGCCAAAUGUUUAGUGUACCUCCCUCGAGAUCCGAUGAUACACUCAGCGAGACGGCGAAACAAAAUCAAAAACAAAUUCAGGGUUUACAACGUAAGCGAACCAGUUCGAAUAUAACACCCACCUCCUCCACACCCGUAACACCUAUGAUCACUGUACACUCCUCCAGCUCGGCUCCAUAUUUGGUCACCGAUCCCUCCUCAUUGGGUUCAAGUCAAUCGUUGAAGGUCAACUACAAUGGGGAGUAUGAGAGCAAACAAAUCAAAACGGCAGAGAAGGUGAAGUCAGCCUCCAGCGCCAAUCUAAGAGACAAUGGCUUAUAUCUGAAAUCUUCACUGAGUGCAUUGCAAACGGAAAUGAAAGCUUCGACUUCCUCCAGUCUGGAUGAGAAUAUAGCACCUGGCAAAGCUUCAACCAGCAAACAUAUGCAAAGGCUAAAUAGCCAGGAGGAAUACACAGCCAGUAGUUGUCCCAGUCUGGCUUCAGAGGGCGCCACGGAAGGUGUUGCCAACACUCCCUCGGGCAUUAUACAGGUCUAUACCGCGUAUAACACAGGUCUGGCUUCGGGCACUAGCCUGAAGCUGCAUGUUACCGCUAAAACUUCAGCUCGCGAGGUCAUCAAUCUGGUGGUGAAGCAACUGAACAUGGCUGCCGUCCUCAAGGGCAGCAAUGGCCCCAUCUACUCUGCAGAUGUUUUGGAUAAUUUCUGUUUGGUAGCCGUCAUUGGAGCCAGGGAACGAUGUUUGCGAGACGAUUUCAAACCAUUGCUCUUACAAAAUCCCUGGAAGAAGGGUAGACUGUAUGUGCGACAAAAGCAUGAACUACUGGCAGCCAUAGAACAUUCCAAUCGUAAAUCCCAUUUGAUUUAAGUUACUGACAAGUACACAAAGCGAAAUAGUUAAAAAAAAAAGGAAAAACUUCAACAUUACCAAGUGGACUCACAAAGGCAUUUAGUUGUGAAGCUUUAAAGCAAUGUUAUUGGGCUCAAUAGGUUUAAUUUAAAGCAAUUUUUCCCCUCGGACUUACAAGUGUUUUGCAGUCAAGUCCAAUUUUGAAACAAGCAGUAAGAUAUGAAUCAGAAACAUAAAAGCCUCAGAUCUACAGAGAGAGUUGAAAUCUUCCUAGCAAGAAACAGGGUGACAAAAUUUUCAAAAAUUCAAAAUUCACUCCAUGAAGCUUGGAAAUCAGAAAAGGUAUGAAUCGAUCACAUUUAACUAUAAUUUUUUUGUAUAAACUGAAAUCUUGUUCAAAGUCUUGAGAUAUAGCUGCAGAUUUAUAACAGCGAUACUAAUGCUCUGACCAUAUAGGAACUGAGCCUUUGAACUACUCAUAGCAAGACUAGAACAUUUUUUCGGAAAGUUCAAUUCUUCAAAUUUUGAAUGUAAAAACCUUUUUUAUAGAGUAAGCCAUUUUUAUACCCUCCACCAUAGGAUGGGGGUCUACUAAUUUCGUCAUUCUGUUUGUAACACCUCGAAAUAUACGUCUAUGACCCCAUAAAGUAUAUAUUUUCUUGAUCGUCGUAACAUAUUAAGUCGAACUAGCCAUGUACGUCCGUCUGUCUGUCGAAAGCACGCUAACUUUUAAAGGAGUAAAGCUAG